CCACGGCUGGAAAAUCCUCCGGAAAAUAGACGCGUCUCGCUACAUGGAAAUGUUGACUUAGAACUUUUUUCAAAAAAAAAAAAGUUAGUGAAACUAGUGGGAAAGUUAAUUGGAAGAAGCGUCAGGAAUGAGCUCCUCGGAGGGUUUAUUGUGUCUAAGAACUGCCGAAAACAAGACUGCGGCGAUGUUGAAUGUCACCGCUGUGAACAGGACGAGCACAUCUUCGGAAAACUUUGAUGCAAAGAUCGUCGUGCCUCUCUAUGUGGCAAUAUUCGUGCUAUCCAUGAUCGGUAACUCCAUGGUUCUGAUCACACUCAUCCAGAACAAGAGGAUGAGAACGGUUACUAAUGUAUACUUAGUUAAUUUGGCGAUUGCAGAUUUACUUCUGGGUGUAUUCUGUAUGCCGUUCACCCUUAUAGGACAACUGUUGAGGAACUUCAUCUUCGGUAUAAUCAUGUGCAAAUUCAUAGCGUAUUCCCAAGUGGUGUCAAUAUCGGUGUCAGUGUGGACAUUGGUGGCAAUAUCCUUGGAACGUUACUUCGCCAUAUGCAGCCCACUGAAGUCUCGCCGUUGGCAGACGCAGUUCCAUGCUUAUAAGAUGAUCUCUUGCGUGUGGAUCACCAGUUUGCUAUGGGGUUGCCCCCUUUUAUGGACGUACGCCCUGCAGCCCACCAGACUGAAAGAUACUUUUAGGUGUAGGGAGGAGUGGCCCAGCACUUCUAGUGAACGCGCAUACAAUCUGUUCCUUAGUGGCAUCAUGUUUCUUGUUCCUUUAGGCAUGAUGAGCUUAUCUUAUUCCCUCAUCGUUAAUAAGCUAUGGAAAGGACUACAACGAGAGAUUGAUACAGUUAGACCAGUAUCUCGUGGCACCAUGGAAAUGAAAGACCUCUGCGGAAAAAACAACAACCGAGUCCUGAACGGAGGCGGAUCCUUCCGGUCAACAAAAUUCCUGCAGACCAACGUGAAACUGGUGCAGGAUGGUAAAAGGAACAAGAGCAGCACAAAAACCAAAGCUAUAACAACGUGGAUCGGUAGAAAGGUGAACUUCCGGUCGAGAGCAAGAAGUUACAGCAAGUACAACAAGACCAAGACGACGCUGGUGACGCGAAGCGAAACUUUAUACUCUAUGCCUGUUGAUCAGAGCGUCCUCACUACGCAUUCUUCCGAUGACGGAUCAAUGGAAAAUACCGUUGUCUUCAAGAGAUUCGCCAUCAGAUCCAACUACAUGGAUAAAAGCAUCGAAGCCAAGAAGAAGGUUAUUCGAAUGCUGUUCGUAAUUGUCUUGGAGUUCUUCCUGUGCUGGACACCUCUACAUAUACUGAAUACUGUUCACCUUUACGCCCCUGAAGCUCUAUACAAAACUAUAGGGCCGAUGGGCAUCUCCUUGAUCCAGCUGCUGGCAUACAUAAACAGCUGCUGCAAUCCUAUUACGUACUGCUUCAUGAACCGGAAAUUCCGGCAAGCGUUCUACGUGAUAUUUUGCGCCAAAGGGUUCUCAUUCUGCAGCAAGCGCACUCGCGAGAAGAAGACAGCUCUGAUAAACAAUGGAAAGAUCAAGAUCGUCAAUAAUUCAGAUGUUUCGAUUAACGAGUCUACAAUUUAUCCAGGCAGGGCCAGCACCCUUGGACGUUCCGAAGUGGUGGUGCUGGAGGGCGAGGAUCGUGUUUAGCAGCGGCUCGGAGUACGUACAGGGAUCAUCGUCGACAAGCGGCGGUCGCCUAGUCCAGGUGAUCGCAGCGGCUCCUGACGACGAGUCCUUCAGGUACCGAAUUACCUGGACCAGAUAUAAUCCUUCAGGAUCAGCGUCUCACAAUUCGGUGACCAACCACACUGAUUCCAGUCUGUACUCCUAAUCAGCUGCAAACAAAGAACAUAAUUUUUAUUUUACACAUGAAUCGAACGCAAUGUAUUCAAUGUAAAUAUGUACAUAGCGAGAUCAUCGAGAACGUGUGAUAAUAGAUUUUGUAAUUGGAUUGAGUAACUGUUAAGGACAAGGUAAUUAAGGUGGACGCAAGGACUAACUUCCAAGGUGAUUUAUAUAGAAUGCCGAUGCGAUAAUAAAACAAAAAUGUGCACCCCGUUAAAGGGCCCUUUUUCAGGGUAUUUGUUAUGUAAGAUCGUUCUCUUGCGAGACCCAUUAUGUAGCGUGGCGGCAUUGUGUUAUGGAGGCGUUAAAUUAUUACGGAGUUCCAUUAUACGGCAUGGGUUUAAGAUAAGAAAUUUCUUGGGUGGCGCGGAAUGGGGCUGGGCUGUCGGUAAUGAGAGGAAUAAAAUCUGCUUCGGGUUCCCCGAAACUUCGUCCCGGGACCAUUUCUCACGCCUAUUCUCAUAUUUGCCACUCGAACUGUCUCCAAAAACACAAAAAAAAAACACGCAUUUUAAAUACACAUAAAUAAAACUCAAGAUUUACCAUCUGCACGCAACGAACAAACAAACUGAAAAAAAAGAAGAAAAGAAAUGCUUAAUACCUUCUCUCGGGUUAGUUUCGUCUGCCACGUGAAAUACGCUUCAUAAUUUAAUUCGUACAUAAAGAAACUUUCCAGUUUUCCAGCGGCGGCGAUAUGAAAAGAACUGAAAGUCGAACGUUUCGCUUGUAAUCAUUUCAAAGGUGUGAAUUAUGGAAGUUCUUUUGAGAACUACUAGCAGAUAAAUAUUUCCCAUCCGAAGAUAUAAUUCGCGCUCCAAACGAAGUUUUUACCUACCACCUGGACUCCUUUCUCUUAUAUUCCUGCAGCCGCCUGCAGUUUUGUAAAUAUCAAAUGCGGCUCAGCGGAAGAGAAUAAUUGCAUUUCCGUAUCCCUUUCCAAGAAAUGCUCCCAAACGCAAUUUGCGAAUUUGUCGAAUAUCGAUGGAUGCUUACGUAAUUCGAUAUAU
Messenger RNA from Nicrophorus vespilloides, 2874 nucleotides. Its product is annotated as cholecystokinin receptor-like. NCBI's taxonomy places the organism in Eukaryota, Metazoa, Arthropoda, Insecta, Coleoptera, Silphidae. Gene Ontology annotation, molecular function: neuropeptide receptor activity; gastrin receptor activity. The record is from RefSeq and is a predicted model, not a curated record. Gene Ontology annotation, cellular component: membrane. Gene Ontology annotation, biological process: neuropeptide signaling pathway. The transcript is spliced from 10 exons. The coding region runs from base 128 to 1669 and encodes 513 amino acids.